Molecule: messenger RNA, 408 nt
Organism: Penicillium coprophilum
Lineage: Eukaryota; Fungi; Ascomycota; Eurotiomycetes; Eurotiales; Aspergillaceae
Exons: 2
Coding region: 1-408 (135 amino acids)
Source: RefSeq, a predicted model, not a curated record
AUGGAAACCAAAACAUCUGCAAUAGAUGAGUUCCACCUUCUCGCACGUGAAAUGAAUUGGAAGAGAGGUUCAAGAAAAUAUCGAAGUGGACUUUCGAAAUUCUUGGAAUCCGAAUUUGCUAUUCACUUUGGCACUGAUGCGACAAAGUUGGAGAAUUGGCAGGCGCUAUGUCUUGAAUUGAAGAUUCAAGAUCCAAUUCAAAGUAUCACAAAAUGUCGAAAAGCUCUUGCAAAGGUACACGUGAAUUUGGUCGACUUGAUCGACUCCCGUCGCACAGGAAAGCAAGUCAAACACUUUGCUAGUCAAAAGGCACUCAGGAAGUAUACGAUCGAGACUGGAAAGAUAUUCCCAAAAUCAGCUGCCAAGAAGGAUGGGUUUCUCAAGGCCUUGCUUCGGGAGAUCUUUUAG